Peniophora sp. CBMAI 1063 is the source of this 636-nucleotide messenger RNA. Lineage: Eukaryota; Fungi; Basidiomycota; Agaricomycetes; Russulales; Peniophoraceae. The record is from the annotation of a GenBank genome assembly.
AUGUCGUCUGCCGCUUCCUCUCCACCGCAGACGCCCAAGAGGUCACAGUCGUUCACCCGGCUGCCGUCUAAUCCGCGGCGAGCCCUCUCGCCGGGUCCUUCGUCUCCUUCCCCGCUAUCCAAUACGCUCUUGCCUUCUGGACCUUCCACUCCGACAACUGCAAGGCGUCCGUCCAAUCCCAAUCCACCAUUACAUGGCACUACUUCCCCACCAGCUGGCACAAAGUCCAGAGCACGGGAUUUACUGAGGAAGCACUAUGGACUUGGUAUACAUCCUCCGACGCCAAGUGGACGGCCUAUGGACCCCAUGGACCUCGACUCGCCCGCGUUUGAUCCCAAGGCAUACUACGAGCAGCUCAUCACGACCUCUUCACUGACCGCCUUACUCAAGAAAGAGAAUGAGCUACUGACAGAUAUGCGACAACUCGACAGUGAACGGCAAUCCCUCGUGUAUAACCAUCAUCAUGAACUCAUCGCUGCGACGGAUACGAUUUCUGCGAUGAAGACCAGGGCGGAGUCCUUAGAUGGCGAUCUAGACCUGCUGAGGGUAGCGUUCUCUGAAAUAUCGAGGUUAAGCGCGGAAGUGGCGAUCGAACAGCGUGACUCCACGCCCAAUGCUGAACCCCGAGUGUCUUGA